GGGAGCCUAAAAGGAAGUCGAGAGGGGUCAGGGGGAAUGGUUGCUGGACCCAGCCAAGGGGCAGGAGAGGAGCCUUUUGCCACCCACGGUGGGUGCCUGCUGUGGACCCUUGGCUCAGAGCCUCGCCUGUGUGGGGUAAUGAAUGAAGCCUGAGUGUCUGCCCUCUGGUGGAGGGCACCAGGUCUGGGCAGAUGGACACACUCCUGAACAUCACCCUCCCUGAGGGAGGCUCUCUAUGGACAGAGCACAGGAGGGACAGGAGGCCCAAGGAAGGCCAGGCUUGCUCUGCGAUCUCAACACAUUCCAAUGUGCCAGGCUCCAAGCUGAUGUGUGCCACAGCCUUCAGCCAACAUGCCCCGUGCUCACCCUCUGAGGAGACACAACCAGCAGCUCCCAAAACACUCUGCCUGAGAAAGGGCCCUCAGCUGCCCACCCAGGGAUUCACUGUGCCCAUCCUAGUAGUGCCACCAGCUGCCUAUGCUAACCACAAGCACCAUGACCUGAGCAUGCCCUUCAUCUGCACCCACGAUCUGAGUGUGCCCUUUGUCUGCACCCACAUCCUGACUGUGCCCUUCAUCUGCAUGCACAUCCUGAGUAUGCCGUUUGUCUACACCCAUGUCCUGUGUGUGCCUUUCAUCUGCACCCAUGUCCUGAGUGUGCCCUUCGUCUGCACCCACGACCUGAGUGUGCUGUUCGUCUGCACGCACGUCCUGAGUGUGCCCUUCGUCUGCACGCACGUCCUGAGUGUGUCCUUCAUCUGCACCCACGACCUGAGUGUGCCAUUCAUCUGCACCCACAACGAGAAUGCAGACGCUUUCGAUGUCACUCAGAGUUUCAGCCCGGGCUCCACUCUAUUCCACGAAAACAAGCAGGAGAGCCCUGGGAAAGGCAGACAGCCUACAUGCUCCGCUCUGUCCAUGGGAGUGGUCCAGACGCAGCUUCUCAGACUUUGGAUCUGUCUGCUGGCCUUCAUUCAUCAUAGGGCCAACUGUGUUAAUUAUACAGAUGGUCCUCGACUCGACGGCUCCGCUCGUGAUCUUCUGCCUUUACGAGGAUAUGCGAACGGGAUACGCAUUCGGUAGAAACUGUGCUUCCGAGUUUGCAUUUUGAUCUCUUCCUGGGCCAGCAAUGUGCAGUGCAAUCCUCCCUCAUGAUGCGGGGCAGCAGUGGGGAGCACAGCUCCUCUCAGCCCUGAUCACGAGGGGGAACAGCCGAGACCCUGACAGCCACACUGGACCCAGACAGCCACUCUGCUUCGCUUUCAGGACAGGAUUCAGUACAUUACAUGGGACAGCCAACACUUUAUUAUAAGACAGGCAUUGUGUGAGACAAUUGUGCCCAACUGUAAGCUAAUGUGAGUGUUCUGAGCACAGUUAAAGUA
Equus caballus (horse) is the source of this 1381-nucleotide messenger RNA. The record is from RefSeq and is a predicted model, not a curated record. NCBI's taxonomy places the organism in Eukaryota, Metazoa, Chordata, Mammalia, Perissodactyla, Equidae.